AGUCGCCUACGACUAUUAUAGGUACGUACUCUGUAGUGGUCAACUGGUCAGUGACAGUGAAGGCGCCAUGAUAUCGUGUGCUGUGUUGGUGCUGUGUGCUAUAGGAGCCGUAAGAGGAACACCAACAGAUGGAGCGAUUACCAGAAAUAGGGACAGGAGAGACACAUUCUUAGACAUCUUUAGAGAUAAAACGGACCGCGAUGCCAGCUACAAAAUAUUACCCGUGCUGCCAGUUAAGCUGCCUAUUCAAAUUGGCGGUCACGGGAGUACCAAUCUCCCGAUUUUAGUACUUCCUGUACCGUUUCCAGUAUACACACAAAAACCAGAACCAAUCGAUGUUCGCAGCACCAGACCAACUUCAGGCGAAAAUGCAAAAUUUCCUGCCACCCCACCUUACAUAGCAGUUCGUUCUUUCGAAGAUAACUCUCGAGAAUCUCGCGAUGAAUCUGCGUCAGAAGACCGUGAAAAACCUGAAUCUAUAGAUGAGUUCGAUAGGUCCCCUAUUGUAGUAUUAGAAGAAGAAUCAAACUCUGCUAAAACGGCUUUUAGGGCUCCUCUCCCACGCCGCCGAGUAAAGUAUGUUGUUAAAAAAAUAAUUUCCAAUACACGACCUGAGCGUAUAGAGUAUGUCGAUGAAGAUGAGGUUUCUGACACUCAAAAGCGUAUAUCGUAUGUAACUGAAGAUGAAGAUCGUGAUAGUCAGCGAAAGAGUGUAAAGUAUGUUAUUGACGAUGAUGUUUCUGAAACUCCAAGGCGUAUAAAGUAUGUUACUGAAGGUCCCAGAAAUUCUCCAGGGCGUCGUGUAAUAUAUGUUACUGAUGAUAUAUCUGACACAGCACCUCGGCAGCGGGUUAAGUAUGUGAUUGAGGAUGAAGAUGUUAUUUCCAAAAGUCCACGGCGUGUAAAGUAUGUCACUGAAGAUGGCCCAAAUGCACCUAGGUCGCGGCGGCCUGAUGAACAUAGAACAACGUAACACAUCGUAACACAACGUAACACACCGUAACACAACAUAACGCUGACAUCGUGAUACAAUGCGGGUUGUUGGAUGACCCUUCAUACCCUGUAGUUACGAAGGAGGAUAUUUUAGAAUAAGACUAGAGAACCAACUGCAAAUAUGCUACAAAUCCAUACUAAUACUUAUUUUAAAUGGGAAAGUGUGUGUGUUGUUUGUCCGUCUUUCACGACAAAACGGAGCGACGGAUUGACGUGAUUUUUUGUGGAGAUAGUUGGAGGGAUAGAGAGCGACAUAGGCUACUUUUUGUCUCUUUCUAACACCCCACUUCCCUAAAAUGGUGGUGGAAUUUUGUAUGGAGCAUGCCGAUUAUUUGGACUUCACGCGAGCGAAGCUAGGGCUAGUGUACUUAUGAAUAAAGAGACAUUAAGUUACUACUUAGUACUUACUACGCGCAUUGAGAAAAAAAUAAAUAAAUGUAUUGUAAUAAAUGUAUUUCCCUUUUCAAUGGCAAACUUAUUUGAAUUAAAUUUCUACUGACUUCUCUGAGUGACCAUUCGUCACUACUUUUAAAAAAAUUUGUAUCUUCGUCUGUCAAUGAAAAGAAAAUUGUAGU
Messenger RNA from Leguminivora glycinivorella, 1568 nucleotides. RefSeq lists its product as uncharacterized. The coding region runs from base 68 to 973 and encodes 301 amino acids. The record is from RefSeq and is a predicted model, not a curated record. The transcript has 5 exons. Lineage: Eukaryota; Metazoa; Arthropoda; Insecta; Lepidoptera; Tortricidae.